AUAUAUGUUCGAGUCUAUGACCAGCAGACGUCAACUCACAUUCUAGCAGUGAACUCGUGAAGUUCUUUUCUCAGCUUGCUGCUAAACUUGGUUGGUGUGAUUUCCUCGGUAAAAAUGAUGAAGCAGAUUUUAUCGCUCGUUUUUGCCACCGGGAUUAUUUGUUUAGUUGGUAGCCAGGCACCACCAGACCGACUGGGCGUCAUCAAAGGGAUUCCAUGCCAGCAGUCAGACAUCGUCAACAUGAUGGGGAGGUGCAUGAUCAAGUUCACCCAGGGGCACGGCGUCCCCGUCCUCGCCAAGAUGAGAAAGAGCUUCACGUGCGAGACUUCGACUCUAAACUGCACAGCUGUUAUGGAGACCAGAGUGUGUCUAGCAAAGCUGAGCGAAACUGAGCUGUCCCUACCAUGUCGUCCUUACAUUGAUGCAGUUUCAGACCAUCAGUUUAGUGUAUUUAACAUCCCUUGUCGAGUGUCUCAUCUAAGAGCCACCUGUAUGGCCCUUUUCACCAAACAUGGGCUCACCCAAUUUUGACAACAACAAUAAGUAAUAGAGCUUGGCAGUUAUUUAAAAACAAUAAACAAUGUAUCUGUAUU
Molecule: messenger RNA, 593 nt
Organism: Physella acuta
Lineage: Eukaryota; Metazoa; Mollusca; Gastropoda; Physidae
Source: RefSeq, a predicted model, not a curated record